Molecule: messenger RNA, 3981 nt
Organism: Scophthalmus maximus (turbot)
Lineage: Eukaryota; Metazoa; Chordata; Actinopteri; Pleuronectiformes; Scophthalmidae
Gene: depdc1
Product: DEP domain containing 1a
Exons: 12
Coding region: 181-2790 (869 amino acids)
Biological process (GO): intracellular signal transduction
Source: RefSeq, a predicted model, not a curated record
CGGCUCCUAAUUUUGAAACAGCCGAGCGAACAGUCAGCCCGAGCGCAGCCGAGUGACCUCCGCGGCUGACGAGCCCCCCAAAAACACCGACAAAUACCCCCGGUGGCACCGAGUUAUGGAUGUAUAUGUGUUCUACUUCUCGAGUUGGAGGAAGUGAAAACCUUACCGCGGUCUUAUGUGAUGAAUAUGAGCGCGCACGUCAUCACCCCGGGACCGUACCGAGCCACGAAGCUGUGGAAUGAAGUCACGCGUCUGUUUCGGGCGGGGAUGCCCCUCAAGAAGCACCGGCAGAACUUCCGCCACCACGCCUCCUGCUUCACCGCCGCCGCCGCCGUGGACUGGCUGCACCAGCUGCUCCAGAGCAACAGCAACUUUGGUCCCGACGUCACCAGGCAGCAGACGGUGCAGCUCUUGAAGAAGUUCUUGAAGAACCACGUGAUUGAAGACGUGAAGGGCCGCUGGGGCACCGAGGACCUGGAGGACAGCAACUCGCUGUACAGAUUCCCCUCCACGUCUCCUCUAAAACCGAUUCCGCGUCCAACCGCAGCCUCGGGCCCCAGCUCCAUCAAGAAACGGCCGUCGCUCCGGGACAAGGAGGGUUUCUUCAGGUUUAAGAGCCUCAAGAAGCUGGAGAAGGAAACACAAGAAAAUGUGGACCCCGCCCUCCAAGCAGGGGAAGCGAAUCAGCCAAUAGGAGAGCAGCAGGUGCCGAGACGAGAGCUGACGAUGGAGGACGAGCAGGACAUCUGGAGAGACAUCACCCUCACCCACCUGCAGAGGAUUUUGGGUCUCGCGUCUCUCGAUGAGGUCUUGCACCAGCGUUACAUAAACCCACAGAACAUCAUUCACAACAUGACCAAAGUCAACAAGCACGGAGUCGUCACGCUGGACGACAAGACCAGCGACCUUCCACACUGGGUGUUAUCAGCCAUGAAGAGUCUGGCGAACUGGCCGAAGUACGACAGUGGGCAGCCGUCGUAUCCCGGCUUCGAGAGAGACGUGUUCAAAACGGUGUCCGAUUACUUUUACAGCCUCCCACAGCCGCUGCUCACGUACGAACUGUACGAACUGUUUAUCAACGUCCUGGUGUUUUGUGGGUACGUGGCGGCGCCCGCCAAGCACCAACGCGGGAAGCGCAAGAAGUGCGACCUACCCUCGGUCCCGCCUCCGGCCAAGACGUCGUUCCGCUCCACCGAGUGUCUCCUCCUGUCGCUCCUGCGCCAGGGGACGUGCGACGAGGCGGAGUCGCCCAUGCAAGAGGUGCUGAGCGGGAAACUCCAGUCGAGGCUGGCGGCGCUGAGUGGCGGCGGUGCGGCCUUAGAUCGGUUCGGCGGCAGCUGCGUGAGCCUGAGUACGGUCGCGUCCGCGAAGCCUCAGACCAGGAGCGGCUCGGUGGAGACCCUCCUCAGCGACUCCGCCCCCCUCGCCCGGCAACAGGUGUGCCUGUCCAGUGACAGCCUGGCGUCCUGCACCUUCAGCAGCGGCAGGAGCCGGGAUGACAGUUCUGUUGCCACGACGCCCCGCGUUCAUUCAGACUUUACACCCGUGUCCAAAGAAACUCCUGUUGCCCCCGAAGGUCAAACAGGAAAUAGACUCUCUGUAGUUUCCGCGUCUGGACUUUUAGCCGCUCCGAGGCUGCGUCCCUUGCGGCCCCGCAGCGUUGGCAGCUGUCUGGACAUCGUCGUAGAAACCAUGGAGGAAGACGAGAUGGAGACCGGCUGGCCGGGCCGAGCAGCCGGCUGGCCGGGCCGAGCAGCCAGCUGUCUCAACAUUAACACUCCGGCAGCUUUGCGUCCUUCCUCCUUCUCCUCUCAUCAUCCCUCCUCCUCUUCAUCCCAUCGUCCCUUCUACUCUUCGACCGCUGCGGCCCGAGCACAGGAGUCUCAUGCUGCUGCCGCAGGACCGGCCGGGCUCAGACCCGCCGGGCCCAGACCCGCCUCUAGCACCUCUGACCUCUGGACGCAUCCCGUCCCGGCCGUCGUCCGCCGCUGCCUCAGCUCUCUGGAUGUGUCGAAGCCGCCUCGGCCCAUUUCACUGUUCAAACGUCCCGUCUGUGUGUCCGCCAGCAGCUCGCAACCCCCUCCACCCAAACCUGAGCACAGCCUUCUGCAGCCUCAGUGUGAGCGCGUGGCCAUCGAGGCCCUGCAGCUCUGCACCCUCCUCCUGCCGCCCUCCUCCCGCAGGAAGCUGCAGCUCCUCAUGAGGAUGAUGUCGCGCAUCAGCCAGAACGUGGACAUGCCCCGCCUCCACCCCGCCAUCGGCACCCGGACGCUGACGGUCCACACGUUUUCCGGCUGCGUCCUCGGCAGCUCUGAGGAGUGUGACCUGGACGAGCUGCUGGCCACCAGGCUGGUGUCGUUCCUCAUGGACCACCAACAGACCAUCCUCUCGGUGCCCGAGUACCUGCUCAGUGCCAUCAACGACCACGUCCAGUACCUGCGCACGGCACAGGUCCCCAUCGACGGUGGAUUCAACAUCGACGGCGUGGAGCCUGUUUGUGUCCCGGUGCCCGUGUUCGCGUUCUGCCGUCAGAUCAGCGGCGCCGAGUUCGAGCAGCAGAAGCAGGCGUCGUCCCAGCAGGCCAUGGAGGAGCUGCUGGAGAUCCUGCUGACGGACCAGAACAUCAGCGAGAAGAACCGACGCAAGAAACUGAAGCAGUUUCAGAAGCAGUAUCCGGACAUCUACAGUCGCCGGUGCCCUGACGGCGAGAGCAAGAGAGACAACAAGCCAAAGAUUAAACCUGCGCUGCUCAACAUCAAGAAGACCAAAGCUUUCAGCAUCAGGAACUGAACCAAACGCAGCGUCAGCCGGGAAGUCGACGGCGUCGUCGACGGCGUUGAUAACUGCAGCGAUGAUGCGUUCGCUGACAGAAGGUUUGAAAAGUGUGUGUGUUUUCAGAUGAAGGCAGGUGAUCAGAAGGAAGCUCCUUAGAACGGCUCUCAUUUAAAAGUCCGUUCAACUGCAGCGUGUUUGUUUUUUUCUCUGGUUUAGCUAGAAAAUCUGUAUUUAUGUGUUUUUUUUAUAAAAAUCGUUUUCCUUCUCACACCCUCGAAAAUUGUGUGUGUGUGUGUGUGUGUGUGUGUGUGUGUGUGUGUGUGUGUGUGUGUGUGUGUGUGUGUGUGUGUGUGUGUGUGUGUGUGUGUGUGUGUGUGUGUGUGUGUGUGUGUGUGUGUGUGUGUGUGUGUGUGUGUGUGUGUGUGUGUGUGUGUGUGUGUGUGGGAUCAAUGGUCCACCUGGGAAAAACUAGAUUAUAGAUUAAUUUAUAUGACGUCAUUGGGAGAAAUGCUAGAUAAAACUGCGAAUUUUCUUAUCAUGUUUACUGUUUUAUAUAGAUUCUUUUUUUUAUAUUCUACUUUUCCUCAGAUUUAAUAUUUUGCCAUUCUUAUCUUUUUGCUUUUCUUUCUGCAUCUGUUGCUUCCGUGUGUGUUUUUUUUAACUAUUUAAUUGUUGUUGUUUUUUUUGUUACAACUCAUUUAUUUUUUUCGGAUUUAGAUUCUCUUUUUUUUCUUUUUCUUUCUUGUCUUUAUGUGUACGUCACCUUGAAUACAUCCCUGUGUUAGUUUAUUGGAUAGAGCAAUAUUUUGCACUGGAUGUCGGGCAACAACCAUCAGAACGGUUAAUUUAUACAUAUUUAAUAGACCCCUGAAGAAGCUGUCUCCAGACGUCUGUCAUAUUUUUUUGGGAACUGGUUGCUACAGCUUGUAUGUUAUGAUUUCCCAUUUUAAGCUGAACCGUCUGAGGAAAUGUAAGAAACAAAAACUUUGACUCAAACUUUUUUUUCUAUAUGAAGUAUUAGCUCCUCCCUGAUACGUUUGUCGAUACCUCAGAUUGAAACGUUUGUGUGACUAUAUCUACACUCAUCUGCAGUGUUUUUGGCGAAGACCUUACGGAGGAAUGUACAGUUUAUUUUUUUACUCUUCCUCUACAUCGUUUACUAUGCAAAAGUCCUGGGAAAUAAACCUGUUUGUCUCUUUCUAUUUA